Sphaeramia orbicularis (orbiculate cardinalfish) is the source of this 7372-nucleotide messenger RNA. It is a transcript of the gene arap1, whose product is annotated as ArfGAP with RhoGAP domain, ankyrin repeat and PH domain 1. The transcript has 34 exons. The coding region runs from base 197 to 4996 and encodes 1599 amino acids. Gene Ontology annotation, cellular component: cytoplasm. Gene Ontology annotation, biological process: signal transduction; positive regulation of GTPase activity; regulation of cell shape. The record is from RefSeq and is a predicted model, not a curated record. Lineage: Eukaryota; Metazoa; Chordata; Actinopteri; Kurtiformes; Apogonidae. Gene Ontology annotation, molecular function: phosphatidylinositol-3,4,5-trisphosphate binding; protein binding; GTPase activator activity.
UGGUUUUCAUACGUGAGAAAAAUGUUAUCCGCUAUUUGCCGUCGCAGUCCUGGACUCUUCUAUUAACUUCACAUACACCUACAUUACAUUUCACCGAAUUGGACCCUUGCACACAACGGAAAAGGUUGUGGAAGCCAUGAUCUGACCUGUUUGCAUCGUCUGUGUGGACGUGGAUUUGAAUUCACACAUAUUCAUCAUGUCUCAGUCUGAGGCCUCUAUGACUGUGUUGGACUGGUUAGGUGUGCUGCGUCUAGAGCAGUAUACAGAAGCUUUUCAAACUGCGGGACUGACGACGUUAGGAGAAUGUCGCAGUCUCACACAGGAUCAGCUAGAACAGAUGGGUAUCAGCCUGCCAGGCCACCAGAGACGCAUCCUAGCCAGUCUGAAUAAACCCCAUGUUCAUACCACAGGACAAUCUGAUACACAUUCUCACCCCGUCCAGUCAGAUGGUCCGGAGGAAACAACUCUCCUGAAGGAACAGGAGAAAAGAGACGAGAAGACAUUAAAACCUCCACCCAGGGAAGGGGAGAAACCAGUCCCCAGGGAGAGGCAAGUGUCCAAGACAAAGGAGGACAGUGGAGACAGAGGUGAGAGGAGGCCAGUUCCUGAACAAAGACAGACGGUACCGAGACGACAGAAACAAGAAGAGGGAGAUAGGGAGAGGGAGAGGCCUGUUCCUAAAGAGAGGACUAAGUUUCGCUCUAGUGCUCCACUAGAGUCGUCCUCUAGUUCCCUAACCUCUUUAACUUCUGAUGCCCCUUUACCCCCAGUCCCCCCUCGGAGCACACCUAAUUGUCCUCCACAGCGCUUCACCGCAGCCCUGAGCCCCUCGCCUCCUCCUCGAACUCCUGUUUCACCUAAACUGGACAGAAAUGCGAUUCAAACCCCAACUGUACAGAACAGAUCUGUGUCCCAGAGUUCCACCUCCACCUCCACCAGCAGCACCAGCACCUCCACACAGGCACCUCUCCACCCUCCAGACCCUUCGCCGUCUCAAUGUCGGCCCCAGUCAUUAGCUUUUUUGCCCCCUGCCCUACAUUCAGGUAGUAAUGGGGGACGAAAAAACUCACCCGUCUCCCCUAUUCCUUCCCCCACUGAAAGCCAAAGUGCUCCACCUCUCCCUCCCAAAACAGGGGCAGCACCUAAAGGCCCUCCACCUGUCCCACAGCGACUUCCUGUACAGUCUCCUAGAACUCACAGCCCACCUUCAACCAAGACACCCACUGAUGAGAUGCAGAAGGACCAAACUCCACAGGUCCCAAUUCGUAUCAGGACAUCUCAACCACAAGAGAAUAUACAACAGCCCUCUCAGUCUAACACCCAGCCGGCUCUUCCAGCCAGGAGGGUCCCCCCACCCCCCCGAGAAACUAGGUUAGGAUCAGUUGACCAUAAUUCUGAUGACUACGAGGAUCCAGAUUUAUUUUACUCCUGUGUUCAUCCUGUGAACACACCAUACAGGGAUAUGUCCCUGCAAGUGCCUGUUCAGGUAAAGGUUCAGUACAGCUCUUUGUGCAGUGAUGAUGAGCUGCUGGAUGACGACGAUACAACUCUCUGGUCAGACAGUCCCAUCAGCAGUCAGCAAGGCAGUCUGUGCCUGCCAAGUAUUGGAAGACUGUCUCCAGCCACUAAAGAUGACAGCCCCCAGCUGUCUGCUGUCAUUAAAAUGGGCUGGCUGGAUAAGAAUCCACCACAGGGGGCAUUGUAUUACCAGAGGCGAUGGGUGAAGCUAGAUGUUGACUAUCUAAGAUAUUUUGACAACGACAAGGAAGUUUAUUCUAAGGGGAUCAUCUCGACUGCCUUCAUCACUAAUGUGUCCAGUGUGGGAGAACUCAAGUUUGAGGUCGUCACAAGUAACCGAACUUUUAUCUUCAGGGCUGAGAGUGAAGCCGAGAGGAACGAUUGGGUGACUGUGCUGCAAGAUUGCACUGGAGGGCGCUCACGUCACAGUACCAUGAAUCCUAAUUCACCUUUGAGCUCAGACUUUCAGGGUUAUUUGGAACUUAGAGGGUUACGCUCUAAACUUUAUACUGUUGUUGCCUCAGAUAAGGUCUUCCUCUACAAAAACAUGGAGGACUACCGUAUAGGAGUGGGUAUCACAUCGAUCGAUAUGAAUGUAGGAAAUGUAAAAGUCACAGAUCGUCGUUCAUUUGAUCUUACCACACCUUAUCGCAUAUUCAGUUUCAUGGCAGAGUCAGAACAACUGAAAGAGCAGUGGGUGGAUGCCAUGCACAAUGCCAUAGGUGAGGCAUUGUCUAACAGUGAGGUGGCAGAUCAGAUCUGGAUGGAGCGCAGUAACAGCCUGUGUGCUGACUGUGGGGCUCCCAAGCCGGAAUGGGCAGCCAUCAACUUGUGUGUGGUGGUCUGCAAACGAUGUGCAGGACAGCACAGAGGACUGGGUCCUAGCAUUUCAAAGGUUCGUAGUCUGAAGAUGGACAGGAAAGUCUGGACAGAGGAACUCAUACAGGUGUUCCUGUCGCUAGGCAAUGAGAGGGUCAACAGUUUCUGGGCAGCUAACGUUCCUCCAAGUGAGGCUCUGACACCAUCCAGCUGCAGCGAAGAGAGACGGCGCUUCAUCACCAACAAAUACCGCCAGGGCAAAUACAGGAAGUACCACCCCCUGUAUGGAAACCAGAAAGAGCUUGACAACGCGUUGUGUAUAAAUGUGCAGAGCAGUGAUGUGCUGGAGACGUUAAGCCUGAUUUUCUGCGGUGCAGAUGUCAAUUGUUCAACUGGUAUGCCCAGUUGCCCAUCCCCUCUUUCCCUGGCCAAAGCACACUCACAACUUCUACAGGCUGAGUUAAUCAAAAAUAAUCUCAACACAGAACUGCCACGGUUGGAAGUAGGCUUAGCCAUGGAUGUGAACCCAUAUUCUCCACCACUGUGUGUGUCUCAUAAUGGCUUCUUGUAUAAGACAGCAUCAAUGGCUCGAGCUAUCACAGAGCGGAAGGCCCGAGAGGAGUUCAGUCGUCGCUGGUGCACACUGAAUGAUGGCACCUUCAGCUACUAUGAAAGUGACAAGAACUCAAACCCAAAUGGAGCUCUAAAGGCCUCAGAGAUAGUCUGUUUGGCUGUGGAUGCAUCUGACAGACAUGGGUAUGAUCACACCUUUGAACUCUACUCUGAGUCUGAACGCCUCUAUCUGUUUGGCACUGAUGAUGCUGACAGCCACAAGGAAUGGGUCAAGUCCAUUGCAAAGAGCUUUAUUCCAGCCAGCGCGGAGCCUUUACUGCGGUUGGGUUUUGAGCGGAUUGGACGGCUAAAAUGUAAAGACGGCUUGAAUCUACAAACUUCUAAGGUUGGUUGGUUUGCUUUGGUGGGUUCCACGCUUCACGCCUACCUAGAGGACAGCCGGGGAGAGGAAAUUCAUCUCCGAAAGCUGAAUGAACUCUCAAUCCAGCAAGACAAUGAGGUGCUGGUUCUGGUGGAGAGAGGCAGGACUCUGUACAUUGAAGGAGAGAGGAAGUUGGAUUUUUCAGGCUGGUGUGGAGCAAUCCAGAUAGCAGCAGGCAGUGGAGGAGACACACUGAGCCAACAGCAACUCACAGAGACAGACAUACCGAUCAUAGUACACAGCUGCAUUGGAUACAUCACACAAUGCGGUUUGACAUCUGAAGGGAUCUAUCGUAAGAGUGGCGUGAACUCCCGUGUGGCAGCGCUGUGUGAGAGGUUCCGACGUGACGCUCGGAGUCUUUGUCUGAGAGAAGGAGAGCAUCAGGUGGACGAUGUGUCCACUACACUCAAGCGCUUCUUCAGGGAGUUAGAGGAAGGGCUGUUCACCUCAGAAGAUGCCAAAACAUGGCUGAGUACAGCAUCCAUUCAGGAUGAAAGCAUGAAAAUCUCCCAGUAUCAGAUGUUGUUAAACAGACUUCCUCAUGUCAACAAGGCUACUCUACAAGCCCUUAUCAACCACCUCUACUGUGUACAGCGAGUCUCUGAUCUGAACCAGAUGAACCUCCAUAACUUGGCCAUAGUUUUUGGUCCCACAUUGUUCCAGACAGAUGGGAAGGACUAUACCGCUGGCCGAGCCAUAGAAGACCUCAUACAGCACUACAUACACAUCUUUGAGGUGGAUGAGCAGCAACUAAAGAAGCAGUUAGCAGAGAUUGAUGUCAUCAUUAAACUCAGAACUCAGAAUAAAAAUUUUCCUAGUACUACACCAGGGGGGCAUAUCAUCUGUACAGUUUACCUGGAAGAAAAGAAGGAAACAGCAACAGCAGAGUACCAUGUGCAGAUCCCCGGUUCUAUGACGGCAGCAGAACUGACAUGUGAGGUUCUUGACCGACGCAACAUCCCUGUUAAAGAUAAAGAGUACUGGAGCUGCUGGGAAGUCUGCAACAAGGAGGAAAUGGAACGCCCUCUGCACUAUCAGGAGCGUGUUUUACCCAUCCUUCACUCCUUUGGCACCGAGUCCCAUCUGCUCAUCAAGAAAUACCACUCCAUGGAGGCAAUGAUCUGCUACCUCGGCAAUAAAGUGGAUGUCUCCAAACAUGGGUUGAUGAAAUUCAGAGAGGAGAGAAGCAUUCUGGGACUUGGACGGACCACUGGAAGCUUUAAUGAUAGAUACUUCAUCCUCACCUCCAACUCUCUCAGAAUGUACAAAGAAGUCAGAAGUAACCGUCCAGAACGUGAGUGGCCAGUGAAAAACCUAAAGGUCUAUUUGGGAAUCAAGAAGAGACUCCGCCCUCCGACCUGUUGGGGACUCACAGUAGUGUAUGAGAGUAAGAAACAAGAGAAGCCAGAGAAACAACAGUGGUAUCUCUGCUGUGACACUCAGCCAGAAAUGAGGGAGUGGUUUGCUACUUUUCUCAGUAUCCAGUAUGAUGGCGACGUGUGGCCUCAGGAUGGACUCCAGCAGACACGGGUGAGCCGUGCCUUGCCGGACACUCGUCAUGGUAACGUGUCGCUGAUUCCACUGCGUGGUUCUGAGAAUGAAAUGCGGAACAGCGUUGCAGCUUUCAGCCAAGACCCACUUGCUCCCUUUAGAGAUGUUCGAUAAUGAUCUCUGAAAUGAAGGGCAGAUGGUCGGCCUCACCGGGUGAUCUCAGAACAAUAUUAUCCCACAGAUGUAAGGCCUGGUACGAUGGACACUGAGAAAACAUGGACAAUUAAUGUGGAUACUGGCCUUACUCUGUCAUCUGACCUUUUGAAUAUGAACUGGACCAAAAACUGAACCGCCAACAGGAUCACUUAGAAAAUCUCACCUGACUUUUACUUGACUGUAUGUACAACGGGGACAUCUGAAAUCACCUAUGGCAUUGGAGAAAAAAAAAAAAAGUGUUUGAUGGACUGUAAUAAAUCUAAUGCCUUCAGCUCAGUCUCCAUCGUUCCACUGAGGCAUGUAGUUAAAUCCAUGCUGCAUCAUUCGACAGAAGCAUGAAGGACACACUGAGAGGAACCUUUAUUUCUUUUUUGUUUGCAGAAAAGACAGACAGGCUGCUCUAGUGCUCAGCGAGUCUAUGUAUAGAAAAUAAAGUUUAUUAACAUGCAAUUGUAGUGGUUUCACAUGUUUUUUUUUUGUUUUUUUUUCUUUAAAUGAUGUGAUGUUUCAGUCUGUUUGUGUAUUAUAGCUCAUAAAACUGUGGGGAAACUCCUGCCGUUCACGCUUAGACAAAAUGCUAUUGUAAGCAGAGCUGAUGUCAGAGGACACUGUGACCUGAUUGUGUCCAACAGUUGUUCUACAGGGACCAAAACUGGGACUGAGUGAAAUGACAAGUGAAGGAUAGGUGUCUGUUACUCUUGCCAAUAGAGUCGUAAAACUGGUCAAAGUUUAUACUGUGUGUGUGUGUGUGUGUGUGUGUGUGUGUGUGUGUGUGUGUGGAGGAAGGAGUAUGUGGUAACAAAUAGAAGACAUUCUAUAAUUUGUACAAAAAUAUGUGACAUAUUUGGACAAGCUUUUGAUUUAUUUCCGCCUGUAGACUCAGAUAAACCCAGUAUAACUAGUUUUCUGUGAUUUGUGCCUUCUUCUGAUCCGUCGUUUUCCUAGGCUGUAGAGUCCGUGCAGUCCUUCCCACAGGCUGUUUCUAAAGCCGCUAAACAUAGGUGAUAAUAUGACUCAUUAUACAGUAUAUGCAGUAUUUACAGGUUUUAAAUAACCCAAUUUCUCUUUAUAGUUCACAGUAACAACAGUAUAAAACCCCAAACUGGGCAUUUCCUCUGAAAACUUUCUGCAUUUUGGCUGUAUAUAUUUUGUCAAUAGGAGGACCUUGAACUAAUCUGUGGUUCGUGUAUUAUCCCAUCAACAAGUGCCUUACCAGCACUGAAUGUUGCCCAUCCGCUCUGUCUUUUGUUGCCUCUGUGCUCAUUUUAGGUUUUCACUCUUGUAAAAACUUGUUAUUUAUUUGGUCAGAAGAGGCUAGACGUGUGUUGCUGUACAAUACAACAUGUUUGCUUCACCUCUACUGGUGAGACGUCAUGAAGUUUACGUUAAUGUUACUUUAAAGCAUGUUAUAUGUUAGAAAUGUGUAUAUAAUAAGCUCUAAUCUCAGCAAGAUUCCACUCUGUAUAGUCAUGUAAUUAGCCUGUCUAUAGAAAGUAAUUAUCCCCCUGUCUAGCUUUAUAUGACUUUAUUUUUGAUUUACAACUUUGAAUCACCAGGGGUGUACGGUUGAUUUGACACCCCCCCACCCCCCACCCUGCUUUUCAGUCUCUAAUUUCUAAUGUCUAUAGAUUCCUCACAGUUCCAUGCAUAUAUUAAUCAUAAGAUGAUGCUUGGAAGUACUCAACCACCUCCAGGAGGCCUUAAUGUGAUCACUGCAGUUUUCAGUUUUCAUUUGACCAUCUACAUUUAUAAUACGUCAGUUGCAUAAUUUACCAUCAGCUUCAAACUGGAGUGAAAUGACAUUACACUUAUUCAUGUUAAAUCUCAACUCCAGUCACGUCAACUCCUCAGAACUUUUUUCCAUGUGUCUGACUUGCAUUUAUGCCGUUUUCUGCCUUUUCAUGUUUUUUUUCAUCAAUGGACCUUAAUGCAUUACUUGGGCACAUGUAGUUUCCGUUUUUCACUGUUUAUGCAACUUGACUAACAAGCGGUCAGACUUUGCAGAUACAAGUGUAUUUGACUUUGCACACUGUAACGUGGAUUCCAUCUAACUUAUGCAGCUUUUCAAAACCAUUGCUUAUAGUUGUAAUGAAGUGUAUUAUGCACACUUGUAUUUGUUGUGAUUCGGAUUCAUUGAGUUUUGUUGUUUUUUUUUGGAUCAUUGUAAAAGACUUCCUGAUUAUGUCCACUUUGAUAUAGUGAUGAAAAAUAAAGUAAAAUAGGAGAGGUAAACAUGUAAUGUGAGCAGGAUAUGUUCUCUUCUGUCUUGUGUUUCUUAGCAUUUUACAGUGUUUUGCAUCUCUGAAACUCUAAUAAACACAUUCCUCUAAUCUG